Molecule: messenger RNA, 879 nt
Organism: Talaromyces marneffei
Lineage: Eukaryota; Fungi; Ascomycota; Eurotiomycetes; Eurotiales; Trichocomaceae
Exons: 3
Coding region: 1-879 (292 amino acids)
Biological process (GO): DNA replication; double-strand break repair via homologous recombination; nucleotide-excision repair
Cellular component (GO): chromosome, telomeric region; DNA replication factor A complex; site of double-strand break
Molecular function (GO): DNA binding
Source: RefSeq, a predicted model, not a curated record
AUGGACGGUGGCUACGGAAACUACUCAACCACUUCAUAUGGCGGGCAAGGUGGUACGGGAGGAGGAGGCUUUAUGCCUGGCGAGGUGAACAGUCCUGCCGGUGGAAGGCAAGGCGAAAACCCAACCCUCAGACCAGUAACCAUCAAACAAAUCCUCGAAGCAACCCAAGCACACCCCGAAGCACCCUUCCAAAUCGACGGUGCAGACAUCGGAUCCGUCUACUGCAUUGGCCAAGUCCGUAACAUCUCCACACAAAGCACAAACAUAACGUACAAACUCGACGACGGCACCGGCGAAAUCGAAGCCAAACAAUGGGUCGACUCUACCACGGCGCGUAUAGAAGACGAUAUGGACGUUGAUGGACAGGGAGUCAAACACAGUACUCGCAAAAAGGUGGAAUUGAACGGCUUUGUGAAGGUAUUUGGCAAGGUCAAGGUUUUCGGGAAUAAGAGAUUCCUGGGAGCGCAUAAUGUGCGACCUGUGUCGGACGUGAAUGAGAUACAUGUACAUUUCCUGGAAGCGACGGCAAUACAUCUAUUCUUCAAACACGGUCCUCCACAAAAGGGUACCGAUACAAACGGGGCCGUUUCGGGUUCUGGCUUUGGUGGUAAUACUGCUGGUGGCAUGAAAGGUGAUGAUGAUUACAGUGGUGCAGCAGCCGGCGGCCGACCUCUUCCACCCAUGUCGGCAUCAGCGCGAAGAGUGUAUAACUUGCUGAAGAAUGAACCUCAGAGCAAUGAGGGCCUUCAUAUGCAGAAUAUUUCUGCCAAGUUGGGCUUACCAUCGACGGAGGUUGUCAAAGCGGGUGAUGAGCUGUUAUCGGCGGGAUUGAUCUUUUCGACAAUGGACGAAUAUACAUGGGCUAUUUUGGAGUUUUAG